UGUCAAUUUUUCAAAAUAGUAGCAGCGUUUUACUCAUUAACUGUUACAAAUAAAAUAGUGUCAAUGGUAAAUAGUAAAGAUCUCCAUACAAUGGAAAAUUUUGUUAAUUCUGCUACGGGUAAUAUGGAGCAAAAUGGACAAGAACAGUCGUUGCAGAAGAAAGAAGUUUUAAAGUGCUGGAGUUGUAAGGAUAAAGUUGCCAAGUAUAAAUGUCCCAAAUGCUCAAUCAGAACGUGCAGUGUUGAAUGUGUGAAACAUCACAAGAAAUUAAACGAAUGCGACGGAAUUCGUUGCAAGACCGAGUAUGUUGCAAAAGAAAACUUCACAGAAACAAACUUGUUAAGUGAUUACAAGUUUUUGGAAGAAGUGAACAGGUGUGCAUGUACCAAUGAUAGGAAUGUCCUUCCUUACCCAAAGUCCAAGAAUAUGAAACAGAAAAUCAGCCGAGCUGCCGCCAUGCGUAUUAAGUUGAAACUUCUGCCUCAAGGUUUUACGAAACGAAAGCAGAACACAACUUACUACAACUAUGGGAGCAAGUCGUUCCUGUGGCGUGUAGAAUGGAUCUUCUACAACUCGGGUGUCACGGAGAUUGAUAAAAGUUUACCUGAUAGAACUCCUUUAAACAACGCCGUAAAGAAGUUUAUUUUGCCAGAAGCAUCCAUGGAUACAUUUAAUUCACAACUGAAUUUGUUUUCAAAAGAACGGGAAUUAUUUUUCUACUUGAAAAAAGAGGAAACUCCUGCGAAUGUUAAACAGUAUUUUAAGCUGGAUGGCAGCAGGGGACUAAGAGAGAACCUUCGCGGCAAAACGGUGAUCGAAUUCCCGCAGAUAAUAGUAGUACGACCCGAAGAGGCAGCGGUUUUUGACGGCGCUUUAUGCGCGCCUAGCAGUGACAUUAAGUGUGCGGACUCUGUUUCACAGCAAAACCCGCCCGCAAGAGUAGACUGAAGAUGCGUAUUUUUCUCCUUUGUUGUAUUUUAAUGCUUUUUAUUUUGUAACGUUUUUACAUACAGUACGGUGGGUAAGACCAAGAUGGGACACGUUUUCAUUCGCUUUUAUCGUCCCAUUUGUUAGUAAACAAAGAAUAUUAACACAAUUAUAUAACCGAAGCCCCGCGACUCUUAAAAGGGUUGUUAAUUGUUAAAACACAAUCAGAGAAUACGAGAAUACAAGUGCUAAUGUCACCGCAUCUUAUCCCACAGUGGUAUCCUUACUAUCGAAAAUGCUAUUCUUCACAGCAAGGCUAAGUUCGUGUUGUAUAAUUUCGUAACACUGCUCUCUAGUGGUCAGAUUCUACAAUUACUUUUAAUACAAGGUGGCGCUAAACAGUA
This is a messenger RNA of Ciona intestinalis (vase tunicate), 1331 nucleotides long. NCBI's taxonomy places the organism in Eukaryota, Metazoa, Chordata, Ascidiacea, Phlebobranchia, Cionidae. The record is from RefSeq and is a predicted model, not a curated record.